GUAUGUUUGCAAACGUGUUUGCGUGAAGUAUUUCAGUGCCGUUCGAGAAACUAUCGGAACAUGGGUUUGAAACUGCGUCGUUUCUUCUUGAGAUUCUGGUCUAGAAAAGAGAGGCCAUCCAGAAUGGUUCUGACUGUGACAGAGGACACGCCGGCAGACAUGCUGGCCGGAAGUAUGGAGCUUCUGAUCCAGUUGCCAAGGGAGCAUCAUUAUCAGACUCAGAGGGUUAUGGUGCAAAGAAGCACUCCGAUGAUGGACCUCCUUGUGCAAAUCGCCACGGCUCACAAGUUGACGGCAUCGAGCUAUACCCUGCAGGCAAUAGGGGAACGUGGAAUGGUCUUACCUCAUCAACCGAACACCCCAAUUGGCGCGCUGGAUGCGCUUCAGGUAAAAUUACAACUAAAACAGGGCACCGUUGUACCAAAGAAAACGAAGUACCCCAACCAACCGUUUGAAACGACGUUCAGGUUACAGGUGCAUUUGCCUAGAAAUCAGCUGUACGUCUCCAGAGUCAGUCCCAAAAUGAACUUAGGCGAAAUUUUGGACGAGGUCUGCAGGGAGAAGAAUUUGGACAGGGACAAAUAUGAGCUGCGUCAUCCAGGUACAUUGCUUCUUAGAUCACUAACCCACAGAAAGAGAACAUUUUCGUUUGUGCGAAUAUUUGACCAUAAUGAAUUAUGGAUUGUGUUAAAGCUGACUUCUGAUGAGACUGCCGGUGACUCUGGGAAGGACAAGGUCGUGAUCAGUCAUAGUCGCAACAGCAGCGAUAGUUCCGGUUACCACGAGGCUUCGGUAUUGAGUGACAAUCCCGAUUCAGCUGGGAGACUUCCUGAAACAUUGCCUAGAAGAAACAGGGUACCUGCAGAGACGUCUAGGAAACUGGCGCAGACUUCCCAAUCCAGCAAAAGCCUCGGCAAUUUAACUGCUGUUUCUGCUACGCUAACUCGUGGAGUUAGCAACACCUCUCUUAGUUCUGCAGGUCUACGAAAAAAGAGAGCAGCACCUCCUCCGCCAGUAACGAGACCCCUGUCGUCCGCCAUUUCUACCCAAGCAUUGGAGCGCAUAGUCGAUUCCGAGGAGUCCUUAACGUCAGACAUGGACCCCUCCAAGCCCCCGUCGGACAUUGGCGUUCCCUUUAAAUCAAGUUCAGACAUAGAGGAAUGUCCGAAAGCCAGCUCAGACAUUGGAGUAACAACGAAGGCAACAAAAUUGCCGUCAACAAUAACAGAACCUUCUACUCCAAACAUGAAGCAGAAAUCGAGCGAAUUGGACGUGGAACCUCAUCUAAGACUAGAGUCCCUAAAUGUUAAGUCGCCAUUCAUCGCUCCAGGAGGCACUGUACCUGUAAAAGACGCUCCCGUAGACGCUAGAACCCAAAAACGAGUUGGAGUGCCUAUUCCGCAUCCCAAGCCUAGACAAACAACCAAUGUCGCAUAUAUGAGACCUCAAGUGCCACAACGCAAGGUAGGACCUUCCUCGUUGAGUAGAACCCUCCACGCGGACUUCAGUAAAGUAGCUAGCAGCUCCACUAGUGACACAAAUACAGACAUCGUCGAUGAAGAAUACCCCAGCGCUGACAGCAUUAAUUCUAGAACUCCGACUAUGCUUGAUAAAAAAAUUAAAGAUUCUGAAAAGGUAGAAGUAGCUUCCAACUAUUCCUCCAGCGAUGACGACGUGUUCUUGACACCUAAAACUGAUCACAAUCAGUUAUUCUUUCGUGAAGAUUCAAUAGCUAUGAAAGGAAACAAUGAAACACAGUCACCUAAUACAUUGGAACUAGUCGAGGAUGAUGGAACCGCUGCUAAAGAGGAGUCUAGUACCGAAAAAAGUGAAGAAGAAAUAGAAAGGCAGAGUAAUAAAAGUACUCUAAUUCAACAGAAUUCCAUAACCUCCAAAAAGAGUCUUGGACAGGAAAGGAAGUUGAGUGCUGUGGUGAUUUCAACUAUUCCAAAAUGUGAUCAUUUGAUUAUUGAUAAACAACCGAUAUUGAAGACUUGGAAAGGAAAGAAGAGGCAGGAAAGUGAUGCUUUAGAAAUUGAAGCAGAGGUUGAUGGGAUUGGGGAUAAAGUUGGGAAAGGUAUGAAAGACUCCAAGAGAGCUAGGAUCCCCCGGAUGGCGUCCAAGUCUAACGAUUUUGAGACCAACACCUUAGAAAAGCAGAAGAGAUAUUUAACUUCUCACUUGGACGACAUCGCUUUUGCUUUGAAUUUUAAUGUGGCGUCCAAUUCUUUACUGUCUGACCAAUCGAAGGAGUCCAAAAGCGAUGUGCAGUUAUCGGAACAGAAGAAAAUUGGUUCUCAAGGUGGAGCAGACGCGAGCCUCUCUGACACGGAUGUCUUGCUGCAAAAGGUGUCCGACACCCUAUCGAAUACUCUGCCAGUUUCAACCCUCGAUGAAGUAUCUGUUGAAGGAUUCGUCUCACCUGCCGAAGUAAAACCAAAAACGACGAAUAUUUCCAAAGAAGCAGACUUUUCUAUCGCAAAGGAGUCCACGAAAAAGCAAUACGCACAACAAAACAACAGCUUGCUAGAAAAGUCGAUGGUCAACACUAGUGCUGGAUACUUGGCUAUCAAUUCGCAACAAGAUACAUCAGACUACGUCUCAGCAGCUGAUGAAGACUUGUCAAUUUCUGACUGGGAGUAUCAGCUGCCAGCUCCACCUAGUGCCUUCAGAGACGCAGCUUCUCCAGUUCAUGAUAACGUUGAUGCCGUUCCUUCAUCGACUGAGUCCUUUACAGAUACCAAAAUAAACAAGGAAGAAACUGAAGUUGGGGUAAACCUUACGCAGAAGACCCCAGAAAGGAAUAAAGUAGACUCUAGACAUUCUUUGGAGGAACAGGCAACAACAUCAGGAGCUGAGAACCUCUUAGAAAAUAAAACCAAGGAAGAAAUGCCCCAAAGGAAAUCUGUCAAUAAGCAGAAAUCAGAUAUCAACUUGAAAAAGGAGGUGAUCUUGGAACUGGAGAACAAAAUAGGAACAUUGCCUCAGGGUACCAAAGACUCCGACUUCAAAAGAAUUUCUGACUCUUCGACCCCCAAAAUUGCACCCAUAGACAACACUCUUUCAAAUUUUACUAUUACUACAUACUCGAGGCAAAAAAGUUUAAAUAUAUUUGAGGAAGCCGAUGAUAAAUCUCCUCAGAGUAGUUCAAACGAUAGGUACGUUAAGUCGUUUGCGACGUUGUCCAGGAACAGGAGCAAUUUCGAUGAAACGGAAGACAAAAAUCUAAAGGAUUUCACCGGUGGAACGUUGCAGGGAAAGAAGAGGGCGAACGAAGGUGAUACAAUUGAAAAGAAGCUAGAACCAAAAAUUCAAACGGAGUCGCACAGGUGGAACUGUAACGAAAAGGAUAAUAUUCAGAGGUCUAAUAGUUGUGUGUCUGUAUGCGACAAGUCCAGGUUUCAGGGAAAAUCCCCUAAAGAUGAGGAUAGUAGAUGUGGUGGAAACUUGGCGGAAGUAGACGGCGUUAGGAUAGAAAAUGCGAUAAGUAGUACUAACUUAAGUACACCGACGGUUAAGAGCAUAGAGAAAUUCUCCCAAUGGAGGGACAAUAUUUUGAAGAAGCAGGAAGAACCAACCAAAGAAAAGCAGCUGCAGUCUUUACAGGUAAUGAAAAGCAUUUUGCCCCGGUUGAAAAAUGCUCAACAGGUGGAGGAAAAUGUGCCCAAAGAAUCUGAUGAUACAGUAUUAUCCAAGAAAACAAGAUCAGAGAUCACGUCUCAUGAACAUUCGAUUGACUCGAAUACACCUUUAACUCAUGACUCUCAAAGAGCACAGAGUAAUAAAACAUCAGAGGCAGAGUCCAAGAAAUUAGCAGCGGAGACAAAUGCGAAGCGUUACACUUACUUCGGCCCACCUACGAUCAACUUAGGUAGCUGGUCAGAGCGACCAAGUGUUAACGUCCAAAUAAAAAAGGACGCUGACUACAAAUUAGGAUCUAGCAAAGCCAGCAAUAAAACCAUUGUAAAUAUAAAUUGCACGAGGGAUGAUAUAGAUAACCUAAAUUUCACCGAAGAUAGCAAACUCCCUAGGAAAGUUGAAGAUUCAUCUUUGGACAGGAAGGAUCCAAACGACCUAACCAGAAAACUCAUAACGCACACGAUGGCAUCAGGUUUUAAAAAGCCACUCACGAAUAAGGUUAAUCUUAAACAAGAAACCGUAAGCAACGAUAAACCUGUUGUAACAGGAGUAGAAUUAAAGAAAAGUUAUGUCGAAGAUAAACAAGACGACAAUGAGAUCGACAUGUCUCCUGUAAACUUUAAGAAGCUGUCGAAGGCGUGUGGUCAGGAUGUUUCUCUUCAUUCGAAAUCCAAAAAAUCCACCGUAAGUCGACGCUCGGACCCUCAAUUGGAGUCAUAUGCCAACAAACAUAAUGGACAUGUUACUUCUGAGAAGAUUAGCGUUACUAAUGACGAGUGCUUGACGAAUCAGGAUAGUUCUAAAUCCAAGAGGUUUACUUUGAUAGUGGGUAUACAUCCUCAGAACCAGAGGAACUUCGCCUAUAGAAAUGGUGUCGGUGUAAAAAGCAGUCAGGCGAUGCCUAUCGUGAAAGGGUUCAAAGUUUCAAAUUCAACCAUGGAUGACCAGGAAAACCAAAAAGAAUGUACAAAAGCCAUGUCCACAGAGUCAAAUGGUGUUCAUCAACCACCAAGUCCUCCAACGAUGCCUGUCAUUAUGGGUGUCACUUUGAAGAAUUCUAGGCCGAAAUUUAUGCCGGUCCAGGUGAAUCCCAGGGAUGUGCUAUUGGAGUCGAUAAGAAGUUUUGGAGGCCGUGAAAAUUUGAAAAACGCUACGGAAAGAUGUUAAACGAGGAUGAUAUUCAUUUCAAUAACGCCAGGAGGAACUGGCAGCCAAGGAUACCACCCAGGAGACCUCUCGGUGCUCUCGCAAAGCUGUAGUAAUAAGAUAUGAUCGACAGCUAGUGAUAGGAAGGAGCCUUAAAGUGCUCCAAAAAGCAGAAACUUAUUUAUGUAUUUUUUUCUCUUGCUGAAUUAACUUUUUAUAACCCCAAGUGCUUUUGAUGCCAUUGUCCACAUUUUUAAAAUCUAAAUUGAGCGUUCCAUCAAUUUGUACCUGGUGGAUAGAAUUUGGAAUUUAUCUUUCAAUUAAUGUUCUGUUAUCAGCGUUUAUCAACACUGUUUAUUGUAUCAUUUAUCUUGAAAUUUUCUUGAAAUUUGGGUUAUAGAGUGUUAAUUUUCCAACUUGAACGGUUCAGUUGCCAAUAUGCUGGCAUUAAUCGCACCCUUGUAAAUAUCUCGUGUAAAAAGUCGGGUAACCGAUAAAUAUGCGUUGUCGAUGGAAAAUGUACAUAUCACUUAGACGUGUAAAUGUUUCCGAUCGAAGCAAAAGGAUUGAGGGAAGGAAAGUCAUUUAUUAUUGUGUCCAAAUAGUCAACGGACCGACUAAGUUCGAUUCGAAACGAUUUUGCUCAUUAUGCGAAUGCAGUCUGUGCAGUUUUUUUUUUGUUGUUAAGUUUUUCCUUUAUUUUCUAGUUUUAGUUCAGCCAUUCGGUUCCAACUCCGGGAAAGUCCCGAAACGGUUGAAUCAAUGUCGACUAACACGUCCUAAUCUUUAUAAUUAACAUUAAGUUUCUAUCAGUGGGACCAAAGGUGACAUCAUUUAUAGUAUAUACUGUACAACGAAUCUAGGUAGAGUAGGUGUAUGUGUGAGGGGUUGUGUACAACUAUCGAGUACGUUGUUUUCAAUUCUUUGAGGUAAAUAUUUGUAUCGGUUGUGACUCUUGGACCAAUUGGAAAGGUUGUGCUUGUUCAUGUUUCUAUUAAAUCUUACGAAACAAGAAAAAACGAACUCUUUUUGUUAGUAAAUUGUAGGCAAUUAUGAUAAUGUUUCAACAGUUGAAUGGGAAAAUAUAUUGUUGUUUGUGUUGAACAUUGUUGUUUUGCAGAACAGGCAAUUUGGAAAUGAUUACUGUCGUUAGUCAAGAAACUUCAAACCUAAUGUCUAGUUACUAUACGUAAAUGGCGAUCACAUUAGAGUGUGGCAUGCAUUGUACUAUAAAUAGCAUGUAAUGUCGAUACUGUACUUAAUACCUUCCCAUAACAAAUAUAAUAUUACUUCGACAAUUCUAUUUAUACACGUUAUCAUUUAUUGUUCUAUUAAAGUAAUACGAUAA
This is a messenger RNA of Hylaeus anthracinus, 6133 nucleotides long. RefSeq lists its product as uncharacterized. The coding region runs from base 61 to 4806 and encodes 1581 amino acids. NCBI's taxonomy places the organism in Eukaryota, Metazoa, Arthropoda, Insecta, Hymenoptera, Colletidae. The transcript has 13 exons. The record is from RefSeq and is a predicted model, not a curated record. Gene Ontology annotation, molecular function: actin monomer binding.